UAGGAGGUUUUUCUCUAUGCGGUGUCCACAUGUACCGUGUUCGCGUGUUGUUUAGUGCUAGUAGAGACAUAUAAAACAGGAGGAACUGUGAAAUGAAAAGUGGAUAAGUCUUAUAGCUCGUUAAAGACUCUGUCAGAAGAUGCUGCCUGAUUCUGAGGUUGCAGAGCUGCUCUCCUUCCUGAGCCGCGAUACUCGACCUGAUGUCAAAGGUCACACCACAGAGUACAUCCUGGGACUGUCUGGAAACAGGGAUGGCUGCCGCUUCCUCCGCUCUAAGCCUGACUUAUUGGUCGCCCUGUUUGCUCUGACCUCUGACCCCUCCAUUGCUAUCGUGAAGGACUGUUACCACAUCCUCAUCAACCUGUCAGCUGACGAGACUCUGCACCAGGUUUUGGUGUCAGAUGUCAAAGUUCUUCCAGUGUUGAUGAAGAGGCUCCUGGAUCCAGAGUACUGGUUCUCUGAUAAGAUCUGCACCAUCCUAUCUAACCUGACCCGCCAUACCAAGACCUGCAAGACCGUGUUGAAGGUCCUUGAGGAGGAGGCGGGUCUGGCUAAGCUGGUGGACAUCUUCUGCACCGAAGACUUCAACAAGAAAGCGAAGUUCCACUAUCUGAGUCCUCUGCUGUCCAACCUGACGCAGCUGCCCGAGGCCAGAAACUACAUCCUGGACAAAGACAGGUGUGUAAUCCAGAGGUUGUUUCCCUUCACUCAGUACCAGGCGUCAGCGGUGAGGAGAGCAGGAGUCAUAGGGACGCUACGCAACUGUUGCUUUGACCACGCCCAUCAUGACUGGUUGCUCAGCGACGCCGUGGACAUCCUGCCCUUCCUCCUGCUGCCGCUGGCCGGUCCAGAGGAGCUGACGGAGGAGGAGAACGAAGGUCUCCCUGUGGACCUGCAGUACCUCCCCGAAGACAAGAAGAGAGAAGAAGACCCCGACAUCAGGAAGAUGCUGCUGGAAACACUUUUACUGCUGACGGCGACCAAAGCCGGCCGGGACAACCUGAAGGAGAAGAGCGUUUAUCCGAUCAUGAGAGAGUUUCACAACUGGGAGAAGGACGUCCACGUCACAGCAGCCUGUGAGAAACUGGUCCAGGUGCUGAUCGGAGACGAGCCGGAGCAGGGGAUGGAGAACCUGAUGGAGGUGGAGAUUCCCGAGGACGUAGAGGGGAAACUAAAGGAGGCAGACGUCAAAGAACAGGAGGAGCUGGAGAAGAUGAGACAGGAGGAGGAGGAGGAGGAGAGGAAGAAGAAGAGACAGGAGGAGGAGGAGGAGAGGAAGAAGAAGAAGAGUGAAGCAGAGGAGACAGACAAAGGACAGGAGAGUGGACUGAUACGGUAAAGCCUGUUUUUAGACCCGGCUUCAUCUGACAGUCAAAUGUUCAUUAUUCAGACAUGACGGGACGUUUUCACAAAGAGACACGAGGCUCUGUGACGUUUGUCAGCUGGUCCACAGAGGAAGUGACAUCACCGCUGAGGUUGAAAAGUAAAAGUAAGUUAUGAAGUGAGAAGAAGAGGAGUGUUUUCUGUCUCUCACAGGCUGAAUCAUUCUGUUGAAGUCUGAAUACUGUUGUGAGCGUGAGGGAUAAUCACCCUUCUUCAUCAUCAGUCUCAUCAUCUUCAUCUACUGAAGUUAAACUGCCAUUCAAGGAUUUAGUUGUUGUUGUUUUCCUCCUGUGUCCAAAACCACAAGGGACAAAAUAAUGUUACAGAUGGAUCUGACAUCAUAAGGAAUCUCAACAACAUGUUUCCUGAUUUUAUUAUUAUUUUAAUUAAAUAUUAUGAAUGAUAAAUGUAUAAAAAACAACCGACUGCAUGAUUUUAAUGUCAAAGUGCCGUAUUCAGAUAUGAGACAACAUGUUAAAUGGACGUUACUACAUAAUGAGGUGCCUUCUGACCUGCUGAAGCAGAUCUCACUCUCUGGUUCACUCCUUAUCACUCUUAAUUUACAUUUUAAGUAGGUUAAAGGUCUGAUUCCACUCUGUCUGACAGUUUCACAUACUGUAUAUUAUGUGUAUCAUGUUGUUCCAGCUCUUCAUCAAAGUAAAACCUGGGUGAUGAACUUUCCCUCAAAUAGAAAUAUUCUAAACGUCUGCUGCAUCUUUUCAAACUCAUCUUUGGGAACUUUGCGAUCUCCACUAGAAUUUUAAAUAAAGUUCUGUGAGUUUAUUUGAAUAAACAGCAUGAGAUUUUAA
Molecule: messenger RNA, 2192 nt
Organism: Anoplopoma fimbria (sablefish)
Lineage: Eukaryota; Metazoa; Chordata; Actinopteri; Perciformes; Anoplopomatidae
Gene: hgh1
Product: HGH1 homolog (S. cerevisiae)
Exons: 10
Coding region: 140-1339 (399 amino acids)
Source: RefSeq, a predicted model, not a curated record